AUGAACGGCAGCAGCAGCGUCUCUGCAACUGGCAGCACAGAGGACUGGUCCCAAGAGGAUGUCCUGGAGCUCCUGGACCGGAUCCGGACUCAGAUCCCAGAUGGAGACACCAUGAAGUACAAAACCACAGAGUCUCACUUCGACUGGACCCGCAUGAGCUUUGGCCGCUACAGCGCCACCAUGUGCAAGGACAAGUGGAGCAAGGUGUCCACAGAGGUUCGUAAGUACCGGACGAUGACGGAGCUGCUGAUCGAUGCCGUGGAGUUUGUGAAGAAUCCGUACAAAGGAAAGAAACUAAAGACUCACCCAGACUUCCCCAAGAAGCCGCUGACGCCGUACUUUCGCUUCUUCAUGGAGAAACGAGCCAAAUACGCCAAGAUCCACCCCGAGAUGAGCAACCUGGACCUGACAAAGAUCCUGUCCAAGAAGUACAAGGAGCUGCCAGAGAAAAAGAAGCAAAAGUACAUCACCGAGUUCCAGAGGGAGAAGGAGGCGUUUGAGAAGAACAUGGCCCGCUUCAAGGAGGACCACCCAGACCUGAUGGAGGAGAGGAAGAAGUCCGAGCUCCCAGAGAAACCCAAAACUCCACAGCAGCUUUGGUACAACCACGAGAAGAAGGGCUACACCAAGCUGCACCCACAGGUCAGUCAGAAGGAGCUGAAGGACGUUCUCCGGAGGCAGUGGUCUCAGCUCUCGGACAAACGCAGACUAAAGUGGAUCAGCAAAGCCCUGGAGCUGCAGAAGGACUAUGAGGGUAGUAUGCGUGUGUACCAUGAGGCACACCCCGACCUGAGCGCAGAUGAACAUGUGCGUUCUGUUCUGACCAAAGCAGAACGACAACUGAAGGACAAGUUUGAUGGACGCCCCACCAGACCGCCGCCCAAUGGUUACUCUCUGUACUGUGCGGAGCUGAUGGUGAACAUGCGUGACGUCCCGAGCACAGAGAGGAUGGUCCUGUGCAGCAAACAGUGGAAACUGAUGACGCAGCCAGAGAAGGACCUGUUCCAGAGGAGAUGUGAACAGAGGAAGAAACAGUACGAUGUGGAUAUUCAGCGCUUCCUGGAGUCUCUGCCGGACGAGGAGCGUGACCGCGUGAUGUCAGAAGAGAAACUGGGCGGAGGCAAAUUCAACAUGGGCGGGGCCUCACCUGCAGCAAAGGAUCGGCGGCGGGACACAGACACAGACUGGUCGCCCAAAGAACGUCGAGACGGCAGGAAGUCAAACAAACUCCCUGAGACUCCUCGCACAGCGGAGGACCUGUGGCAGAGCAGCGUGAUGGGAGACUACCUCGCCAAGUACCGGAGCGACCGCAGAAAGGCGCAGGUUGCCAUGGAAACGUGCUGGAAGUUGAUGGACAAAAAGGAGAAAAUCCCAUGGAUCAAAAAGGCAGCGGAGGAUCAGAAGAGAUACGAGAGGGAACUGUUGGAGCUGCGGGGGUCCUCUGUUGCUGUGGCGACACCAGGACAGACGCAGAGGAAGCCCAAAUUCGAUGGAGAACCCAAGAAACCUCCAGUGUCUGGGUACCAGAUGUUUUCUCAGGAGCUGCUCACAAACGGAGAACUGAACCACUUCAGUCUGAAGGAGCGCAUGGUGGAGAUUGGCAAACGGUGGCAGCGCCUCAGUGUGGCCGUGAAGGAGGACUACAAGCGGAGCGUGGAGGAGAACCAGGCCCAGUACCGAGCCCGUCUGGAGCUCUGGAAGCAGACACUGUCGCCGCAGGAGCGGGCCGUCUACAACGCGUCCACAAAACGCCGCAGUUCCACUAAAGUUCGUUCGCCUGUAGCCAAAGUUCGAGUUUUGGCAAAAACCAAAACUGCAGGGUCCAAGAGCUCCGCUGCAGACCACAAGAGGAGCAUGGACUACAGAGCCAAGCAGGACCUCUCGGACUCGGACUCCGAUCGCAGCGAUUCCUCAGACACGGACUCUGAUGCAACGAGCAGCGACAGCGACGAUGAGAACGAGGACGAUGAAGAUGAGGAAGACGACGACGAUGAAGAGUCCAGCGAUGAAGAGUCCAGCCAAUCAGAGUCGGACUGA
Messenger RNA from Knipowitschia caucasica, 2037 nucleotides. NCBI's taxonomy places the organism in Eukaryota, Metazoa, Chordata, Actinopteri, Gobiiformes, Gobiidae. The record is from the annotation of a GenBank genome assembly.